Pristis pectinata (smalltooth sawfish) is the source of this 4939-nucleotide messenger RNA. RefSeq names its product DNA damage-inducible transcript 4-like protein-like. The transcript is spliced from 2 exons. The record is from RefSeq and is a predicted model, not a curated record. Lineage: Eukaryota; Metazoa; Chordata; Chondrichthyes; Rhinopristiformes; Pristidae. Gene Ontology annotation, biological process: negative regulation of signal transduction. Gene Ontology annotation, cellular component: cytoplasm. The coding region runs from base 114 to 824 and encodes 236 amino acids.
CAAAGCGGUGGCCGCAGCUGGCCCGGGUUCGCACUCGGGACUAUCAGCAAGCUGGGGGGGGGGGUGAGAAGCGGUGGCCGUGGCUCCUGGUCGGGACACAUUAUUGAGCAGUAAUGGUGAUGAUGUAUGUCCAGACUUUAAGAGACACGGGUCCUUAUAACCAAAGGACGAGUCCUACCGGCGAUGAGGAGGAUGGUGUGGUCCAGUUGAUGAAGAGACUCCUUCACCAUAGCUUCGCUGGCGAAGCGGUAACAAAUUCAAAGAAGAUAAAGCACAGUGAAAACCCCUUUGAGAGACGUUAUAACGUAGAAAAUGAACGCCUUAUUCCUACUUCAGAUACAUAUUUCGUGAAUCAAUCUGGAAAUGAUUUUAUUUUUCUGGAGGAAUUUUUGGAAGAGAGGACCUGCCAGCAUCUAGCUAAGCAGAUAGAGCACUGCCUGUCCACUUCCAAGAAAUCCCAGUUGCAAUGCCAGGAGCUCUUGAUCCCUCAGUACAUGAGCCGAAGAAUAGCACAGGAUGUAGUUCGAAUGGCUGCCAGUGAGCCCUGUGGACUGCGUGGUGCUGUGAUCUAUGUUAAUCUGGAACAUGAGAACACAAAUAAGAAGCUGGGAAAAAUAGUGUAUGACAGCACUGUAAUUCCUACCUUUGAAUUGACUCUGGUCUUUAAACAAGAUAACAACUCCUGGCCUAGUCUAAGGGAUUUCUUUUCCAUAGGGACUUGUUUCACACAUGCAUCAAGGAGGGUGUUGAAACUUAGUCCAGGAUUUCGACUGGUCAAAAGAAAAUUGUAUUCUUCUGUCGGACCAAUUGUUGAAGAGUGCUGAUUAAGUGCCAAAUUAGAUCUUGGAGGAAAUUUGUGCUGACAAUUCUGAUUAUGGUUUAUUAAGGCUUAAUGAUUGCUACUGAGCCUGGAACAGAAGUUUUUCUGUAAAUAUUCUCAUGCACAAAAUGCUACAGUUUCUUACAAUGACUGUUAAUAACUUGAAUUUUACUAAUAUUUUUGAAGAUUUGGGAUGCUGAAGUGACCAGGGCAGGAAGCAGAGGAUGCAUAAUGGAAAUUCACAUUAUUGUAUUUUUCACAUUGUGUUCUCCUUCUCUGUCACUGUUAGAGGUAGAUAAUUUUGGUUAUGGCUGAGGAACAUUGAAAGUAUGUGGUGACGGUAAAGGGGGAGCAAAGUGCAUGAGGGAAAAUUCAGGGAAAUGAGAUGAAGAAAAUGAAGUGUGGGUAAACUUUUAGUUGGAAGAGGCAAUGAGGAAGUAAUGAAUUGAAACAUCAGUACACUACAUUAUUAAGCUGUGUAAUUGAGAAAUGAUUACUUGGUUGAAAGGAGUUUAAAAGGUCUGCUUUUUGUCCUCUUUUACUGAUGUUCAGUAUUGUCCAUGUUUGCACAUUUUUGCACUGCAUUUGAUUGCACUGUUGAAUCUAACUAUUUUGUAUGGGCAUGCUGGACUUGCUCUAAAGUAGUAUGUUGCAUUUAUAUGAACAGUUCAAGCUUCCCAGAAAGGAUGCAAAAUACAAACAACUGCUAACUUCAUCUACUGCAGUGCUAUGAUUGAAUUCUUGUUAAAAUGGUAAGAGGUUGUCCUAUUGUAAACACAUUGGAAAUAUUGAAAAUAAACUUUAUAUAAAACUAGUUUCAAUUUUUCUCUUUUCACACUGGUGAAAAUCAAAUCCUUUUCUAGAUUAACCUAGUUCAAAGAAAAUAGAAUAUAAAAUCUCCUCCUAAAUGCUGGAACCCGUAACACUUAAACAUUUGUCAAGAGUUUGUUGUUAAUCUGAACAUUGUAUUGAAGCCAAUAUUCACGAAAGGAAAACUAUAAAAUGAAUGGACUGCAUGAUUAUGGAGAUACAUUAUUAAAUAGAUUUAUAAAGCAUCGGGAAAAAUGACAUUGUUAAAGAUUUGAACUAGAAAUAAACAUUGCAUAUGGUUAAAUAACAUUAUCAGACUGGUUUGAAUUAAGAAAGGAAUUCAGUUAAGACAAAUUAAACAAGAAUUGCAUUGGGUCUUUGGUCCAUUUGAAAGCACAGAUAGAAAUUACAAAACUAAAGCAGACUGUUUCAUCUAACAAGUCUCUGUCAGACCUUUUCCUCCAAAUGAGCAAUUAGUUUUAAUCACAUUUUCUCUGUCUGCUACCAUAUUUCUUUUCUGUCACCUAAUGUCCAAUCCAAUUGCCUCAAAUCUUGACUAUGAAUUCGCCAAAAGACCUCCUUUAACCUUGAAUUUUGCAUCACUUGUGGAGCUUGUGACCACCGUAGCCAUACAUCCUUUCUGUAACCUGUAGUUUUUAUUAUUUGCAUUGUUCUGCUGAAGAAAUGUCUUUCUAACUCAGCCUUAAAUUGUCUACCCCUUAUUCUAAAAUUGUGACCCCCCCUGGUUCCAGAUGCCUCAGCCAGGGGAAAUGUUCUUCCUGCUUCCAGCCUGUUGACACCUAUAAGAAUUUUGUAAGGGUCAAUGAAAUCUCUCAUUCAUUCUUCUAAACUCUAGAGAACACAGGCCUAAUCUACUCAAUCUCUCCUUCUAUGGCAAACCUAGAACCAGGCAAGUGAAUGUUUAUUGCACAAUCUCUAUGGGAAGUACCUUCUUGUUAUUGUUUAUCUAUAUAAACAAAAAACCUUACAAUGGAACACAAUACUCCAGGUGUGGUCUCAUCAAGACCCUAGUAAGACAUCUUGUAUUUAAGGCCCACAUAUCAUCUACCUUCCUGAUUAAUUGCUACACCUGCAUGGUGGCUUUCAGUGACUUGUGUACAAGAACAUGUAGGUUCAUCUGAACAUUAAACAUUACCCAAUCUCAACAAAUGUUCUGCUUUUCUGUUUUGUGCAACAUAGAAUCAUAAUGUCAUGGAGCCAAACAACACGGAAGUGGCUCAGCUGGUAAAGCUGCUGCUUCGCAGCUCUACAACAUGCCCUCAAGUCCUGUCUGUGUGGAGUAUGCACGUUCUCCCUAUGACCAAGCAGGUUUCCUCUAGGUGGUCUGGUUUCUUUCCACAACCCAAAGACCAAAGGGUUGGUAGGUAAUAAGCCAAUGUAAAGUUGCCCUUAGUGUAAGUGGAUGGUAGAAUUGAUAGGAAUAUGGGGAGAAUACGUAACAGGGAAAAGCAGUGGGGGAAGUAGGAUUGCUCUGUGAACUGGCAUAGACUCAAUGGACCAAAGAGUCACCUUCUAUGUCAUAAGGCAAUAUGGAAUUAUGGCCCAAUGAUUCCACACUGAUCAUCAAGUACCUAUUUAUUCUAAUCUAAAUCUAAUCCCAUUUUAUUCUCCCUCCAUUCCAACCAACUUCCCCACAUUCUACCAGUAUCACUCCACUCACCUGCACACGGGGGGGGUAACGUACCAACUAACCUACCAACCUGCACAUCUUUGACAUGUGGGAGAAAACUGGAGUAUCCAAAGGAAACCCACAGUCACAAGGAGAACAUGCAAACUUCAUGCAGACAACACUGGAGGUCAAGACUGAACCUAGGUCAAUGGAGCUAGGAGGUAUCUGCUGCACCAUUGUGCCACCACCAGAGUGGAGAAUUUCACAUUUUUCUACAAUAUAUUGCAUCAGUCAUGUUCUUGCCUACUCGGUCAGCUUGUUGGGAAGAGGAUGUGAAGCCACUUUACAUCCUCCUCCCAACUCACAAUCAUCAACAAACUGGAAAUAUGGUAUUUGGUCCCUUGAGCCAAUCAUUGAUACAGAUCAUGAAUAGCUGGAGCCUAAGCACAAAUCCCUGGGGUACCACCUUGUUCAUAGCCUGCCAACUUGAAAGAUCUGGCUAUUCCUACUCUUUGUUUUCUAUCCAAUGAAUAAUUCUCAAUCCAUGUCCACACCACCAUGUUCAGGAACAGCUAUUUUCCUACCGCCAUCAGCUUCUUGAACCUAUCUGCACAACCUAACCCUACCUCAGCAAUGGAAAACUAUGGACCACCUCUUGCACCACCAUGAACUUGUCUUCGAUUGUGUCUCUUUUUUGCACUGUGGUCUUCAUUUUGCACAGUCUUUUUCCCCCCACUGUCAGGUAUAAUUUAUAUUCCUUGUGUCGUCUGUACCUACAUGCCUGAGAGCUGCUGCAAGCAAGAUCUUCAUUGUACUAAACCUCACCAUACUUGUGUGCAUGACAAUAAAGUCUUUCUGAUUUGACAUUACCUCCAACUCCAUGUGCUCUAACCUUGCUGACCAAUUUUCUCUGGGGGACUCAUCAAAAGUCUCCCCAAGAUCCAAAUACAGCACAUGCAGUGGUUCCCCCUUAUCUAUUUUGAGUCACAUCCUCAAAGGACUCCACUAGAUUAGUUAAACAUGAUUUUAUUUUCAUAAAUCCAUGCUGACUCUGCUCAAUCCUGUCAUUCUUUUCAAGGUAUUCUGUUAUUACAUCUCACAAUAUAGAUUCUAGCACCUUCCUCACCACUGAUGUCAAAUGAACAAAUCAGUGGAUCCUUUUGUUUUCUCUGUAUUUCCUUUCUUAAAUAGUGGGGGUCAUAUUUACUACCUUCCAAACUGCAGGAACAAUUCCAGAAUUUCAGCAGGUGAUAUCCACCUUCUUCAAAACUCUGGGAUGUAGGUAAACAGGCCAUUGGGAUUUAUUGGCUUUUAGUCUCACUAACUAUUCAUAGUUAUUAAUAGUACUGUAUAGCAAUGAUACUUUUUCGGUUCUUCAUUCCAAGAUUCCCACCAUCCAGGCCAUGCCAUCCUUUUGCAGCUACCAUUGCACAGGAGGUACAGAAGCCUGAAGUCCCGCACCACCAGGUUCAAGAACAGCUAUGUCCCCUCAACCAUUCGGUUCCUGAAUAUACCAGCAAAACCCUAAUCACUACAGCUUAGCAACACUAUGACCACUCCAAUCACUUGCAGUAAAAUGGACUUUGUUUUUUGUACUAAUUGUUUUUCUUGUAAAAAAAUAUGUAUAAUUUAUUUUUAACUUAUGUUUGUCUUGUGAGUACUGUGCAUGUUAUGCAAUG